Messenger RNA from Eurytemora carolleeae, 4379 nucleotides. RefSeq lists its product as uncharacterized. The record is from RefSeq and is a predicted model, not a curated record. The transcript has 33 exons. Lineage: Eukaryota; Metazoa; Arthropoda; Copepoda; Calanoida; Temoridae. The coding region runs from base 15 to 4337 and encodes 1440 amino acids.
AGAUUCCCUUAAAAAUGGCGCCGUUAAGUACGACGACCAUAUCAGGUCUCUUGAAGGCUGGGAAGUUUAAAGAAAUGUGUGAAUCUGUGGAAACUUUCUUCAACGAUAAUCCCGACGACAAUGGAUCUGCAGUGAAGGUCGUGAAGACUGUAGCAUGGUUUGUUUACGAGAACAGCGUAGAUGAUAAAUGGCGAAAAAGAGUUGUUGAAACUGUGAUUUUAUCAGUUGAAAUAUUGUGCAAAAUAGAGAAAUCUAAUUCAGUGUUUAAAGAUGUUCUCCGAUCUCUGUACUACAUUGUCUCAAGACUAGAGAAGGUAGAUAAAGAUCCAUUUCUUCUUUCGGAUCUCCUUCCAUCAAUUCUCAGGUUGUGUGAGGUGGCGCCAGACAAAACUGGACUCUUUUCCGUUACGUACAAUCUUUACGUUACUCUUUGGAACUUCGUCAUCAACUUAGAACCAAGCUUAAAAACCGAAGCUGAGAUUGUUGCUUGCAUUCAGAUACAGAAUUCUGCUCUGCUUUUCCAGUUGAUGGAACCAAGUAAUGAGAAGUUUUCCUUCCCUAAGCUGAUCAAUAAAAUGAAAACUAUUACAACUAAGUUGGCAAGCAAGAUACAAGAAACCUCACCUCUUCAUCUCCUCGCAGAUAAUCUAAUACAACAUCUGCUCAACCCGAACCUCAAACAGUGUGAUCAAACCCUGUACUUUGAACUAUGGACCUUUUCAUUGGAAUUUUGUUUUAAAACAAAUAAUUUUGAAAAAAUUAAAGAUUUGAUGUUAGCACGUCAUCCUAGUAAUGAAGGACAGUAUCCUGAGGAAGAAAUUAAUUUUCUAAAAGAUUUAAAAUCCUUAGCUAAUGUUUUGCCGGAGGAUUUCAACCUGAAGACAAAUACUGAUUUCUGUGAAUCUAGUUUAUCAGAUAGCUAUCUUCUUAUAGUGAUCAAUAUAUUUAUGCAGUUUUACAACGAAAUAAGUGAGAAGUUAGUGAAGUUGAAAACUAUAAACCCAGGGAUGUUUGACUUGGUGGAGACAGGACUAGUAGGACUAUGCUCCUCCUGUUCUACUCCUGAAUCCAUUAUAUCAAGUUGUAAACUCCUCUCCGUCCUGGAGAGUUUAGAGAUCAUCAACGGUCCGGACACCUUGGAGAGCAGAGUUCAGAAUAUCAGGAACCUGUUCGAUGUUCAUGAAGAGUUAGUAAGGAGAGCUGAACAGCACAAUGUUGAUGAAUCUUCAAGAAAAUCUAUUGUCUCUAAACUAGCUGCUAAUACUUAUAGUUUUGGUUCUCAGUUGUAUCAGUGCAAGAUGUUCCCUGAAGCUGAAGAGUUCUUAUUAAGAAGCUGUAGUGCUUCCACAAAACUACUAAAAUUAGAACCAUCUUCUUUCCUUAGUCAGUAUAGGACUAGAUGGAAAACCUUAGCUGAUGUUCAGAACAGACUUCUUAAGAAGAAGGAUUAUCUAGUGAGUCUAGCUGUUAGCCUAGUUUUCCUAGUUUCUACAGAUACAGCAUCAGAUCAAAUACAGAUUCUACUUUGUCAGUAUAUUCGUGGUUGGAACCUUGGAAGAGUUGAAUGGAUUAAAGAAGACCCGGAAAAUACUGAAGCUAAGGAUUCAAAUAUCAUAGAUCUAAUCAGGAGUAGUAUGAUAGGAGAUACAGUAUCUAAUCAGAUACUGGUCAGAUUACUCAUCUGGGAGAUACUUUGCUAUAGACAACUCUUCCCAGAGGGCCCUGAUCUUAGGGAGCUGACAGUUGGGAGUUUGAAUGUCAUCCUAGAACUAGAUCAAACUAGUUUAAACACAGUUCUAGUCUUUUUAGAGCAAACCUGGAUUUUCUGCUUCCAUAACAACUUUGAGGAUCUUGAAACUGGAAUUAAGCUUUGUGAGAAAGCUAAGAAUAUGCUGACCGGCAAGAAGGGAAUAGGUGUUCUGUACCUCAGUAUAACCCAAUAUCUACGGUUCCUAUGUGAACACAAGGUUCUACAAAUACAGAUUUCUUGUGAGAUGAAUGAGGAGGAGAAGAGGAAGUUUGAGGCGGCUGAGAAGCUAGAGAAUAUAGAUACAUUAGGUAUGGAGGAAUCUACUGAGGAUGCUAGAGCAACAUAUGUAGGACUUGAGAUACAAGUUCAGGAAAAACUUGUCAUGCUCUUGGAGGAGGCAGGACAGCUUUUCAUGCAAUAUGAUUAUUCGGACAUAGGUUAUUGGUAUACAUUGAAGAACCUGCUUGACCUGCAGCUAGCUGUAGCAUCUCAACUUGAAUUAUUUAACAGAAAUUCUUUCAAACUGCUGGAGCAUAUUCAAGCUUUGGCUGAAAGAUUUGAUGAGACAGAAUAUAUUAUUCUGGCAGGAACAAGACUCAUCCAAUACAAUCCUAGACAACACUUGGUUCAUCUAGACAAGAUUUGUGAAUUGAGUAAGAGUAUUGAGGACCAAAGAUCUAACACAUCUCUUAUUUAUGAUAUUUCUCUCACUCUAGCGGAAUCAUUUCUAAAUACUAACCGGUACCCUGAAUGUGAGUCUAUAUUAGACUCAAUACUGGAGAACUCCUAUAUUCGGCAGAACUCCCUCAAACCAAACCUGAUCAGUGCUGAGGCUAGAUACCUGGGAAGUAGAUUAAGAUAUAUGAGUGGAACUCCGUGUAAACUGUUAGAUAAUGAUACAAUCAAUUAUUUAUCUUUAUCACACCUGGGCCCGGUAGAACUUGCCGUAGAAGCUUUCAAACUAACAAUAUUGUGUUGGAAAUAUCUCCUAGACGAUCUGGGGGUUCACUCCCGGCAGGAGUCUAGUCUGCUGUGGUUGGAACCUAAGAUCUUAACACUCUUGUUUAAGAUUAUAAAACUUCUGAUUACUCUCUACAAGGUUAUAUCAACCCCUAGGGAGAUGAGAGGAAUCAUAAAGGAAGGAUUGAUAUUUGCUCAAUCCCGUUGUCUACCUCUACAAUCAGCUGUCUUUCUAGUAGAACUUGCAAAAGUUAUGUUGUUGUGUGAUGAGUAUGGGGAUGCAUUUACUCAGCUCCAGGGAGUUAAAGGAGUACUAGAGGGUGUUCUACACCAAGGAGAGAAGGGGAAGGUGUACAGGUUGGAUAUGGAUGAGGAGAUUGUAAAGGUUCCAGGAGAUACAACUAGUAGAGCAGCUUCUCCUCUUCUCUUUAGAAAUACAAUCCUUCCACCAGAUUAUCUCGAAGAUUCCUCUGAAUGCUGCUGCUCGCAAUGUUCUUGUCCAAUCCUUCAUCUUCUUGUUCUUGACUACUUUAGCUCUCAGGCACGUGCGCUAAUCUUGUCCGGCGAGCUAAGAGCUGGUAAAUCUGUGUUUAGGACGUUGCAUGAAAUUAUACCCAAGUUACGAAAGAAGGUCCAACUAUCAUCUGUGAACUCUGGUUUAGAUGUGGAGACAGCCUUGAGAAUAUUUAAAGAACAUCAUUUAGAAUGUCUGAUCCUUGAGGCUAAUGUAUUAGCAUUCUGUGAUGAACUUGAGGAUGCACAAUCUGUUCUUGAAUCAAUUCAACUACCUGGAGACAAACCAGUUCUACAGACAGAACAUAAUCAUAUAGAAACAGUUAGUGUUUGUUCUCAUCUAAACCGAGUCCAUCCUUCUCUAGUUUUCAAGAUUUUAGAGAUAAAAGCAUCUCUGCAAAGUGCUACACAGUUAAAAUAUGAUGGUGUUCAGAGCGGAGAUCUGGAUAAAUUGACUAACGCAACUAGUCUUCUCAGUAUAACUAACAGGUUCAAUAAGUUUGAAGGUUAUCUAACCCCGACUGUUACCAAGACGUGUGCCAAAUCAUCAAAAGCUCCGAGAAAACGCGAUCUCCCAUCCUUGGGACCUCAGGGUACAGAUGGACUUUCCAAGGAUUUGGAAAAGCUGAACCUUUACUCUAGUCCUCAUCCAUCCAAUUCUCCGGAGCUGAAACCCCGUCAUUUGGGACAGUCAAGGCAUAGACUAAUGAAGAUUGAUGAUUUGGUAGAAUCGGAGGAGCUAAAUGAAAAAUCUCAGUGGAAACCUAAAAUCGUAGUAACGGCGGAUACACCGAACAAAUUCUUCAAAUCAAAGGGGUCCGUCGGGUCGGAACAAACACCAUUAAAGUUAGCGAGUAAAGUUCCGAAAAGGGUGUCUAAGAAAGUGCUGUCUCCGACUGAAAACAAAUCUGUAAGGAAAUCUACGAAGAAGUCAACAUACCAGAUAUACGAAGACACGGAGAAUAGUGAAUGCGAGCAGUUAAACACCAAAACUCCUGUGCGAAGUAGAGCUGUGCGCUCAACACGAAAGAAGAAGCUAGAAACCGAAAAUAAACCAGAGAAGCUUGACGCCAGUACUUCUCGAACAUCCAGAAGUGCGGCGAAACGUCUGUAAUUUAUUUUCUGAUUGAGUACAAUACAAUAUUUUUAUUUUUAA